AUGAACGGAGACGGCAUGGACCAGGAUCUGGAGCACAGCGCCUCAGUGGCCACUCUACCAGCAUCCAAAUUCACCGCUGGCGUGUUGCCGAACCCCUUGGUCGACGAUAUCAAGUCCCUGCAGUACAAGAGCGGUGUUCUCAUUCCCCUUAAGACAACACAAGAAGUUCGACAAGACCACACAAUUGUUCCGGCUUUCAUCACAAGAGUUCCAGCAAAGGCUGCUGCUGAAGUUAUUGCUGCUUUGCGUCUUACGCGAUCCGGUGGUAGUGCUAACCCCCUACCUCAUCUGCGAGGAUGCGCAAAGCCCGCAGACUUGCCUGCACAUCUUAAGACGAAGUUUAUGAACGAAACCGCCGAAGGCCGCUCAAUCCACUUUGCAAAGUCCAUGUGGCUUUACAUCAUGUGCUGCGAAACCUCAGAUACCACAGAAGAGGAGCUGGCGAAAACGUUGUCCACAGUCAGUCUACUCGAAGGACUGGAUAUCUGGAUCUCUACCGUCCCUAUCCCGCUUGUGGCUCCGACCUCGCAGAUUCAGGCUGCCAUGUGGUCCUCACAAUUCUGGCCUACGGUGUAUCGCAAGAACAACCCCUUGGGACCGCACCCUAGCAUAGUGGCCAGAGGGACUGACGAAAUCAAGGACGAUGCGACCAUGUGGAUGACGUUGGCCCAGCGCGUGGCGGACGACGCCAAACGGUGUGGGAUGGGAGAAGCCAUUGGAGCAGUCGUUGUACAGAGAGACGAGAAUGGUGCCCAACUGGUUGCUGUGGCAGGUGAUGCGCGCUGGCGCCAGGAUCCUCUGCUUGGAGACGUCGGAAAUCCCAUGGCACACUGUGUCCUUCGUGUUAUCAGCAUGGUCGCGCAAAAGCUUGUUCGUCAUGAGAGGAAAGCAAUGGAUCUGACUCUUGACCUACCGAUAUUAGAGUUUGACGCUUUCCACGACGGACCGAUUCUCGAUGCCGAAAAGGAAUGCUUCCAGCAAGAACACCCGAACAAGGAUGGUUAUUUGUGUCAUGGGCUGGAGCUUUACAUGACCCAUGAACCUUGCGUGGCAUGUUCAAUGGCUAUCCUUCACGCCAGAAUGGGCAAGGUGGUAUUCUGCAACCACAUGCCAAGAACUGGCGGCUUGAGUUCAGACGAUCGUCCUGACGGAGGCGGAAGAGGGUUGGGUCUCUUCUGGAGGCGAGAGCUCAAUUGGAGCUUGCUGGCCUGGGAGCUGGAGCAAGAUGCUAAUUUUGACCUGGUUACUUUGGACCCGACCACUCAUGUUUAG
This is a messenger RNA of Cordyceps fumosorosea ARSEF 2679, 1272 nucleotides long. RefSeq names its product Cytidine deaminase-like protein. Gene Ontology annotation, cellular component: cytoplasm; nucleus. The transcript has 2 exons. Lineage: Eukaryota; Fungi; Ascomycota; Sordariomycetes; Hypocreales; Cordycipitaceae. Gene Ontology annotation, molecular function: tRNA-specific adenosine-34 deaminase activity. Bases 1 to 1272 code for a protein of 423 amino acids. The record is from RefSeq and is a predicted model, not a curated record.